CAACCUCAAAAUCCGUGUCAUUCUCAUGAGUUUGGGUGAUCCCCAAGCUUCCACGUUUCUGGAAAGAAAAAUGUUUGGUUUUUCCUUUCAACACAAACCUUCUCAAUUCUCAUUCUCCAACUUGAGUGCUCUAACCAAAUCACAAUAUGGCAAUGAGAGUCGCAGCAGCGUAUGCUGCUUCUGCUUUUGGGAGCAUUGCAACGGUUAAAAAACCGUCACUUCUCUUUUCACUUCCACACCAUAAUCUUUCUCCCAAGUUCCAUAACAUUAUCAAUCUUCCUUCGCACUCCAAUCCUAUUACUAAACCUGGAUUUCAAUGGCACAUUCGAGCUAUUAGUGAGGCAGCUAUGGAGGCUGCAAGUUCCAAGAAAGAAGGGGAAGGUCAAUCACCCAAUAACAAGGAUUGGAAGAUUAAAAUGCUCUAUGAUGGAGACUGCCCUCUCUGUAUGCGCGAGGUGGAUAUGCUAAGGGAGAGGAAUAAGAGCUAUGGAACAAUCAAAUUUGUUGAUAUAAGCUCAGUUGAUUACUCUCCAGAGGAAAAUCAAAACCUUGACUAUGAAACGGUUAUGGGAAGAAUUCAUGCUAUUCUCUCUGAUGGAACUGUGGUUAAGGAUGUUGAAGCGUUUCGGAGAUUAUAUGAACAAGUUGGUCUUGGUUGGGUUUAUGCUAUUACAAAAUAUGAACCAAUUGGCACAAUUGCUGACUCCAUAUAUGGUGUUUGGGCUAAAUAUCGUCUUCAGAUUACAGGAAGGCCACCUAUAGAAGAAAUUUUAGAAGCUCGAAAAAAGAAGGGCGAAGUAUGCAAAGAUAGCAGUGCUUGCAAGAUGUAAAUUUCCACAAGGCUGCAUUUGGAUGCUGUUUCUGAAACAGAAAUAGAGAGACAUGGUAAAUUUAUAUAUUUUAUGUAACUUCUUAUAACAUCUUUUCCUUAUUUCUGUAUUUCUGAAUCAGAUACAGAAUCCAAAUGCAACCUAAUAGUUGACCAUGGUAAACACUUGAAGAGGCUCGCCAUAUAUAUAUGAUCUUAUAUAUGUAUCAUGUAGAUCAGCAUCACAAGUAUACAUCUUCAUCAGCAUACAUUUGAUACUCUCUUGUAAAGCAAUUGAUCAGGCUCAAAAGAAUGGUAGUGUAUAGUGACUAUAGUCUACUUCAGCAGAUUCUUCAGCAUUGUCUCACACAAACGUUUUAUGAUAUCAGCAGUAGCUGAAUUAACGGUAUAUGUAGAUUGUUACACAUGACAUUAAAAAGUUUAUUUUCAUAUAUACAACUAAGAUUGAAAGCUUAUGCUUAGUGCAUCCAUGUACCACGUGAGGGUGAUAAGUAUGUAUAGUAGUAAUAGUAUACAGGUUUAAGUAUCCUGUGAAUCUCUAUGAUUUUACUUAAUUUUCAGUUAACUUCUGGUUU
Molecule: messenger RNA, 1404 nt
Organism: Arachis duranensis
Lineage: Eukaryota; Viridiplantae; Streptophyta; Magnoliopsida; Fabales; Fabaceae
Exons: 8
Coding region: 147-830 (227 amino acids)
Molecular function (GO): protein-disulfide reductase activity
Source: RefSeq, a predicted model, not a curated record